AUGUACGCUAAACUGUUCAUCCUUUGCGCCGUUGCCGUGGUAGCGCUAGCUCGCGAGUACCCGGCCGGUCUCCACCCGGCAGUAUGCCCCAACUACCCAUUCUGUGACGCCACCGCCUUCCAGAGGUUCACUCCAGAAGGACAACCCAUCCCUGAAUGGAUUUACAACCCAUCCAUCCUCCCACAAGCACCAGUAGACCCCAACGCCAACCUGGCAGCCAGAUACCCAGCUAACUUCAACGCUGCAGCCUGCCCCAACUAUCCUUACUGCCACUGA
Danaus chrysippus (African queen) is the source of this 276-nucleotide messenger RNA. The record is from the annotation of a GenBank genome assembly. Lineage: Eukaryota; Metazoa; Arthropoda; Insecta; Lepidoptera; Nymphalidae.